Molecule: messenger RNA, 8465 nt
Organism: Sabethes cyaneus
Lineage: Eukaryota; Metazoa; Arthropoda; Insecta; Diptera; Culicidae
Exons: 7
Coding region: 1189-4416 (1075 amino acids)
Molecular function (GO): protein binding
Source: RefSeq, a predicted model, not a curated record
AGUGUAGUGUUUCAUUUUCGCUCAACGUUCGCGCGUGCUUCGCCUGUAGAAGCGUUUCAUAUAGAACUGAGCACCGUGUAUACUCGGGAAGACACAUACAACGGAAGCCAGAAGACGACGGAUGUUGCUAAAUGCUGAAUGGAAGCAGCCCAAACUGGCCCAGCCGAGAUCAAGAGUGUGUGUAUUGUUAUUUAACUAGAAUUUGAUUUUGAAUUUUGUGUAUCAAGGAAGAGUAAAGAGUAAGCAGUUUGAAACGCUUAAUACUGCUAUCUGCAAAGUGAAGUUUGUGACUAAAGAGUGAGAAAAUGAUGAGACUGUAAGAAAUAAGUGAAAUUUCGGUGAACGACAAGGAAAAGGACCAGGAUCAGUCGGUGCUCUGCUGCGGAAGAUAAUUUUUGAUGAUAUAAUCAGUCGAUUACUGUACCGUUCAAAGACAGAGAGCAGAGCGGAAAAACGCGAUUGAUUCUGGAGCGGGCCGGCCAGCAACGGCAAGAGUAGCGGAAAGAACCUGCCAAGUCGUAGUUUAUUAUCUAACGCAUCAACAGCAGCAGCAUCAGCAGCAGCAGCAGCAGUAGCAGCAGGAGCUGAUUGGUAAUUGAAUUCCGAAGAGAGAGUGCAAUCAAGUGCAUUUUGUUGAGUUGUGGCCGGUGUGAAAGUAAGCCACCAAAGUGUAUUGUAUAUCUAUAGAUGUAGCUUAGGGUAGAAGAAUUUUAUCACUCUUUCAUUGAAUUACCAGAGGAAAAGAAUUGAUGGUGGUAAGAAGGCCUCCCCCGUUAAGAGCAAAGUUAAGAGCAGUGCUAGAGUUAGACCUCUUUCUAAAGUGCAUCGUGAUUUAGCUAGCAACACGAUAAUCGGAUUGCAUGCUCCAGUUAAUAGUGAUGAAGAUGAAGAUGAUCUGGUAAAUGUGGUUCAAGAGGUUUCGAGCACCGAUUACGCAAUUGGCAAGCUACAAGUGAAGUUUCUGACACGUGUGCGGUCGAGUCUGUGCGGUGCGAUUUCGUAAUUGCGAUUGGCUAGACGAAAGAAGAAAGGCAAGAAGAAAUCAGGGUGGCAAACUGUCGGUCAGUUUUGGGAGUUGUGCGUGGUCUGAAAAUAGUUACCUCACUUUAGUGGUGUGAAGCAGAGAUUAAGUAUAAGUAGCCAUACAAGUGGGGGGCUUCAAUUUGCCAACCACAGGCAAGAGGCGAGAUGGCAGCUGCGAUGACGGAUCUGGCAAAAGAUGCAUUUAUGAGCCGUGAUUAUCAGCUUGCGUGUGAACUGUUUGAGCAGUAUAUUCGGGAGUGCUGCGGGGAUCCUCGGGAGAUAGAGGACAGUGAGACAGUGAUGAAUGUUAUGUCAACCGAUGCUAAUGAGGUGCCGAGUGGCGCUUCUCGUCUACAAUCUCAUGCAGUGUACUACGGUUAUGGAGAUUCUCUCGCCAAGACCGGCCGUCUGAAGGACGCUCUGGAUGUUUACGCGCACAUUAGCGCCACUUUGAAAACGGAGCUGAUCCCUUUGGAUCGUAUGAAGCAUCUAACCACCUCGCUCAUUGACGCCAUCAUCGCCAAGCGAACCGUGGACCAUUCGGGUGCUUACGGAGUGAAUCAAAUCGGUGGUGAAAAUUCGGUAGAUCCGCUGUGUUGUCCCAUAUGUGAGGACAUUCUCCGCUAUCCGGUGACAGCAACCUGCGGGCACACCUUUUGCCGGCAGUGCUGCUUCGGACAUAGCAAAUGCAUUGUCUGUCAGCAGAAGUUUCCGACGAUAUCGAGCAGUUCGCCGGUACUGGCUCAAUCUGUUCCUGCGACGAGCAGAUCGUCGACGAGUACCGCAACGUUGGCGUUGUUCUCGUUGACACCGUCGACGUCGGCGGUGAACAAUCAUGAGAAGCAACAGGAAAUGGACAUUCUGCGGGACAAGGAAAGCUCGGCGAGCUAUGGGGACGGUAUUUCCGGGAGUGCUAGUGCAAGUGGCAAAGCAUGCAACAACGGUGAUGGAGCUGCUAGUUGCGACAGUGGUGUUGUUGGUUUCGAACAGGACAUCCUUGUGCGGCGACUGGUGGAACGCUGGUGGGGACCAGAACUGCAGGCUGCCGAGUUCAAUGAAGAAGCCCAGCGACAUUUGGAGAGCGGCGCACUGGACGAUGCGCUGCGCUGCUGCAAUCAAAGUCUCAAGCACGCACCCAACAGCUACAAAGGUCUUCUCCUGCGGUCCGAGGUCCUGUACCGGUUGCAGCACUACCAAAGUGCCCUGGCGGAUGCCGACAACGCCCUGAAAAGCCGUCCCACUUCGUACAAGGCACACUAUCAGCGAGCACUGGCACUGUCGGCGCUGGGGAAAUCAGAACAGGCCAUAAUGUCCCACUGUUUGUCGAUAUUCCUGGACAAACAGUCAAUGUGUGUGGCAAGCGGAAUAAAACAGGAACUAGCGAAGGAUCUUCAAAGUCUACUCGCCUCGGUUCGGUCGGAGCCGGAUCUCCCGCCGACCGUGCUGGAUCCACUGUCGCUCAUCUUUGGCAGUUCCUAUCGGCUGAUGAAUUCUCGCAAGCGGCGUCACCACCAUCGGUUCCUGUCGGUCCAUCGGCCCAAAGUGAAAAAGCAGUACCUCAGCCUGCGGACCAGCGACUUCGAUGACGAUCAUUCCGACUGCGGCGACGAGGACUACUUUCGGUCUAGUUUCUUCGAAGAAAUGGACGAUUUCUAUCAUCAAGCCAUCAAUCCGCCGCACCACCGCCGGAAAUCGCUGACGGCGUACAAUCUGAACAUUUUCAACCCCCGAAUGGAUGUGCCACUCGGUAAGGACUUCUACCCGUACCAUCAGCAGCAAUUGCUAAGAAGCCAAAGACUUCAGCAACAGCAACAACAGCAGCAGCAGCAGCAACAGCAACAACAACAGCAGCACCAACAACAACAAUACCAGCAGCCAGCUUUAAUCAUUCCAGGACAAAACUUGAAACUGAGGUCGUUCGUUGAUCGAAUGACCCGGGAGCUGGAAUCAAUCCGGUGGGCUGAGGGAACUCCGGUCCGGUUACAUGUCAAUCCGAUGAACAUUGAAGUGUCCGAUUUCGACUGUGUCCUGUGCUGUCGGACACUCUGCAAACCGGUGGUGACCCCUUGUGGGCAUACCUACUGUUGGGUCUGCCUCGAUCGCUGCAUGGAUUACUCGUCAUCGUGUCCGCUGUGUAUGGCACCGCUGAUCGAACAGUUCCGACAUCAUCUGGCCAGCAGUGCCGGUCAGUUUGCGCUGCUUAGCGCCAAUCCUAAACUGAUCUCAUUGUCUAAGCGUAAGGUAACCCAGUUUGUAGAGGUAGCAAUGCAACGGUUUAUUCCGGAUGCGUACGAAAAGCGUCAGCUGCAGGAACUGGAACGGGAACCGACGGUUCCGGUUUUCAUCUGCACAACGGCAUUUCCCUCGGUGCCAUGUCCCCUGUUUGUGUACGAGCCGCGCUACCGGUUGAUGGUCCGGCGGGCGAUCGAAAGCGGCGAGCGCCAAUUUGGGAUUGCUCUUCCGCAGCAGAAUGGCCGCCAGCGGUAUGUAGAGUACGGAACGAUGCUGGACAUUCGGGACUGCGUACUGCUCGGUGAUGGUUGUUCCAUAUUGUCGACGGUCGGUGGUCGCCGAUUUCGGGUGAUCGCUCGCCACGAAAAGGAUGGCUACGACACGGCAAAUGUAGAGUUUAUCGAGGACGACAAAAUCGACCCGGGAGGACCGACCGAGGACGACAAGGUGCAUUUAAUCCGCGAACUGCACGAGAAGGUGCUACUGAAAGCGAUCGGCUGGCAUCAAAGCCUGCCGGAGAACAUAAAGUGUGAAAUUUUCAAGAGCUUCGGUAAGAUGCCCGACCUGGAAGCGAACUGGGAAGACGUGGUGGAUGGGCCGGCGUGGGCGUGGUGGAUCAUUGCGAUUCUGCCGUUGAGUCAGCAUUUAAAGGUCGGCAUCCUAUCUACCACUAGUCUGGAGAAGCGGCUGCGAGCGAUCGAUAAAACUCUUAAUCUCGAAUCGGCUCAGCAGAAACGGAAGCGUUCUCUGUGCGUAGUUCCUGCCUCACCGGCGUCGCCGCCUCCAGUGAGUUGCUGCGAUGGUCUGCAGGCCACAGUAACAGUAGCAGCACAACAGCAGCAGCACCAUCAACAGCAUCAAAAUCAUCAGCAGCAGCAUCAACAACAACAAUGCCAAGCAAUUGAUUGUUGCUUACGAGAAAGAACUACCUCAACACACCAUCAUCAUCAUCAUCACCAUCAUGAUGAUGAAGACCACCAUCAUCAAGGAAACCAUCAGCACAACCACCACCACCAGCAGCACCACAACCAAAAUCACGAACAUGAUAGUGAUAGGCAUAGUUCCGAGGAUCAUCAUCAGCCACUUCACCAGCAUCAUCACCACCAUCACCAUCAUCACCAUCUAAGCCAAUCAGCAGAAACUACAGAGUGUUUGCUGUAAAACUGCUAAUCGCGCAUUUCCAUCCAAAAGUCCAAAAAAAGGAAAACAAAAGCACUAAACACUAGCACACUACAAACAACUAAUCACGUGAAAUGCAACUAAAUGGUUCUCUUCUUUUGUGAAAUGUACAACAUUCGUACCGUCGUGGAUCAAGCAGUAAAACCAAUUUAUGACCGUGUGUAACCUAAUUGCCAUAGAUGAAUAUGAUAGUUAAAUCAAUAAUUGUAAUCUGUAAGAAAAGAAGAAAACAAAAAACAGAAAAGUAACAUUGCCCUUUGUAGAAACAGAAAUACUAUUUUCUUCGAUACAUAAAUUUUACCGAAAGGCGGCAACAUUGAGCUGAAGGAGCUUUUAAGACAGAUUGAAAAUUGAGCUACUGCCUGUUGAGGGUUUUUUCUAUUUCAUCCAAGUUCGAUCUCCAUUUUUGCCAUUAUAGUCUGUACUGUAACCCUUGUAUAACCUUACUCUUCUUCCAAAUCUGCUGAACAUUAAUAAUGCUAACUAAUGCAUAACAACAACAACAACAAAAACAUUAAUAUGCGCACCUCUUCAACAUGCGAACUACAAAUGAAAUACAACACUUUCUGAUUCUUCCUAUCUGCUAUCUAUUUAAGCGAUUUCCAUUUGAUAGAUAAAUUGUAUUCAGUAAAACCUAUAAUCCAUUUAAUCAUCUUACAAAACAAAAAUUGAUCAAAAUUCUAAUUAAGCCAUGUUUUUUCCCAAAAACUCUUGUCUCCAUUCUAUUCUCUCUUCUCAACUAAUUAUUAUCGAUUUAACUUCCUAACACAAAUAAGACGCAAACUCUGUAACGUAUAUAUUCCCUAAUCAUUGCAACAAGAACCAGCCAAUUAACUGACUACAAUUUGUAGUGUCCUGCUUCUUUUUCCCCUGAAAAGGGCUUUGAUCUGUUAGGAGUGUCGCUAGGUACAAGAAGAAAUGCAAAACAAGUGGACAACCCAGCAAACAUUUGUGCUGUAUAAUUGUUUAUUCGACUAGCGCUGAAUAACGUUUGAUAGAAAACUCCAUCACGUCAAACAACGCAACAAAUUAUCGCUUAAAUCUUUGAAAUACUUGAAACUUCGUUCAAAACUAUACUUAAAUACUUUUUUUUGUCGGUAAGAUAACGGACCAUGUAUACUAUUUACAAUGUUUAAACCGAAGCGUGGGAUAUAGAACAACAACAUCCAAAAACUAUUUAAUUGAAACGACUUUAAGAGUAACAUAACCUAGAGUGGUGAGAUCAGUGUUGCUAAUCAAACGAGAAGAAAAGGAUGCGUACUCUUACCGUAACGAUUGUGAGAAGCAUAGCAGCCUACGCUUACUUCACUGACAUCUUUUUGCACAGCCCGCUCACGAGGCCAGCAGCUCGUGAGCUGCCGACAGCCCGCGAGCGAGUAUGACACACAAGGAUGAACACGGUACAGAUUUUUUUUUACUUCUACUUUUAUUUUUCAUAUUACACCCUCGCCUACACACACGGGUAAGAGUGAGGGCUUCGCGAGCGAUCGGUAUCAACCGCGCGGGUUGGAAUGACGGUCACAAAAACCUUGAAAAAACAAUAUGGAAUGGAGUCCGAAAGAGAUGCUCCAGCAAGUUUGUUCGUUAGAACGAGUACGCACGUGUGAUAAAAUCUUCUCAACACUGGUUGAGACUCAGUUUGGAAGAAAGAGAGCACUCGAAAUGCUCGACAAAUCUGCGGGAUGUUGAACAUCUUGCAAGAGAUGUCAUUGGUCAUUCUGAGAACAAAUUUUAAAGCAUAAAGUCGAGUUUUGACUUGACGAAAGAAAGUAAUUUUUAAGGUCACGACAAGAAGGUGGGGCGCCGACCUUUCGAAGGCAUGUUUUGCAAUGGAAGAAUCAAAUAAUCGCAGGAUGGCGGAUCUUUUACUAAACAUAAAAGUACCUACCGGUUAUAUUAAAAACUUAACAAACACUGGUUUUCCGGACUUACACCCAAAGCUUUUUUUGGCGUUAAAUUUUAUAGAAUUUUAUAAAAUGGAGGACCUGGCGCAACCUGAACCAUUCAAUGGGUCCGAAGUUGGAUUUGAACUUAAAUGUAAAGUAGGAUUUAACUUAAGAUUUAGAUUUGGAUGCGACUUUGAGUUCGAAUUCCGACUCGAAGUUGGAUUUGAUUGGCUCAAAUUAAAAUCCGCUGGAGUUUUAUACGAGAUCAAACUUUAAAUUGGACGUGAACUUGGACUAUAAAGUGGACUUUAAAAUAGAUUUCUAAUUGGACUUUAUACUUUAUUUAUGGAAAUAAUACUAUCAUUUGAACUUGAAAUUGAACUUAAAUUGGACUUGAAAUGGGACUUGAAAUUGUAUUAGAAAUUAGACUUGAAAUAGGACUUAAAUUGGAUUAGAAAUAGAACGUGAAAUUAGAUUUGAAAUUUUACUUGAAAUUGAACACGAAAUUGGACUUGAAACGUUACUUUAACUUUAACGUUACUUGAAACGUUAAUUGUAUUUGAAAGUAGACUUGAAAUUGCAUUUGUGAUUAGCACUGGCGUGCUCAGUCAUAGACACCGACAUUUCAGAAGUAUGUUUGGGCUAGAAAAAUCAGCUAAUUGUAGGAUAACGAAUCUAUUUUGAUGCAAGUAAUUUACUUAUCGCAAAAAAUCAAGCUGAUUGGAUUAAUAACUCCGGACUUCCAGGUUACAAUUUGAGAUUUUUUUUCACAUUAUAUUUCAUAGAGAAGACCCAGUUUGGUCAUCUUGGUGGACCUGAAACUGGAUUAGAAAUUAGACAAAAUUCGACUUGAUAUUAGAUUAGAAUUUGCAUUUAAUUUCGAACUUGGGUUCGGACUUGAACGUGGACUUGAAAUGGUCUUAAAUUUGAACAGUAAAACAGAAAAAAAAACACCCGUUGUGCUAUUACAAUGAACGUGCCGCUUGCUACGAUGGUCGGAACCCGUCUUCUCGGUGGUCAAACAUAAUUGCCAUCGGCGGGGGAGCGUAUGGGGGCGGCUAUGAAAUGGUUCAGACUGAAGGGACAAAACACAAAAUAGAUAUUAGACUAUCUAAUAUAGAAUGGUGCGGCGGUAGUUUAACUGCAAAAACACUUGGGUACUAACCGAGAGAGAGUGUGAAUUAGAGUUCUACCUACCAUCGAACGAUUCAGUAUAUUUUCGACCUAAUCUUUGAAUUGACCUCCAAAUUUAACGCUGAAUUCGAAUUGACAUCAGAUAUGAAAUGUGACUUGAAAAGGACAUUGGAAGGGACAUUGGAAUGAUACUUGAAUUGGGUUUGAAAUCGCACUCAAAAUUAAUCUUAAGAUCAGAGCCGAAAUUAGACUAAAAAUUAGAUUCGAAAUUUUACUUGAAGUUGAAAUGAAUUUCUGUCUGUCUGUCAAUAUGACCCUUAUAGACACGGAAACUACUAAACCGAUCGGUGUGAAAAUUUCUAUGCAUGGGUCUUUGUGGCCAGGGGUGAUUCUUAUUAUGGUUUGAAAUCCCUUCCCCUUCUAGAGGCGGGGGGAGGGGGAGGGGGCUCCCAUGCAAAUGAAACACAAAUUUCUGCAAAACUCGAGAAUUAACCAAGCAAAUUUGGAAUGUGGAAGUUUGGAUUUUGGCUGGCAGGAUUUUUUUCUGUAGUGAAACAAAACCCCUUCCCACUUUACUUUAAGCUGGACUUAAAAAUUAAAUUUGAAAUACAGUAAUGUUCCGAUUUUGUCAGCCCCAUGUUGAAUUUUGGGCUGACAAAAUGAGGAAACUGUCAAAAUCGGGCAUUUUUUUUCAGGCAUUUUUUCAAAAUUCAAGACUUAAGACCUUGAAAUAUCGAAGACUUCUACUAAAAAUUAAAUUUUAACCCUCGAUUGGUCAACCAAAUCUCAAUGAACCAGGCACAGCACACUGGUCCAGAACCUUUAUUGGUGCCCAUUAGCUUUGAGCGGAAAAGCUUGGUUUUAGGUUUAUGGAACCUUUGGAAGACUUUCCUAAAAUUAAAAGUUCUAUCGUCCAGCGGAACUCAAAUUUUGAUUAACCCCCCUAAAAGUGCAAUAAAAAAUUUAUUUUUCUUCAGUUUCAAUAUAACACAUUGAUGUGUUCUGCAAAGU